AUGGCUCGACUUUAUGUUGGCAUUCGUAAGAACUUGGCUAAGCUUGAGACCGACAAUGCUGCUGAACAUUUCCUGCAGAUUCUUUCCAUUGCUCCAAAAAAUCCAGAAGUAUGGUUGAAACUCGGGGUUAAAUCCAUAGCAAAAGGAGAUGUAGACUUUGCGAAGUUUGCUUUUGAACACGCAGAGGGCAACGAUGCGAUAGAUGCACUACUCAGCGCCCUCUACUUAUCGCGGAAUUACCAUGGUGCGAGUUCAAAAUGAUC
Strongylus vulgaris is the source of this 263-nucleotide messenger RNA. The record is from the annotation of a GenBank genome assembly. Lineage: Eukaryota; Metazoa; Nematoda; Chromadorea; Rhabditida; Strongylidae.